ACCGUAGGUCCAGGCGAAUGUCCCAGGAUAUCACGCAUUCGAGAUCCACUGAAAAUCUCACGGUGCCCUACUUCAGGAGCAAGAGCCGCAGCGUGGAUCAUGGAUUCGCCGCGCCUUUCGAUUGGGACUCGUCGAAGAACAAGGUCGAAGGUCGCUUCGAAUCGGUCGACGAGUUCGCCAAGGAUACGGACAGCGAGAGCGAGGAUGGCUCGUCGACGAGGUUAAACUUCAACAUCAUCCCCUACACGGUGGGCGACAGAGACACGCUGACGUCCGUGGCCGCGAGAUUCGACACAACGCCAUCCGAGCUGAGCAAAUUCAACAGGCUCGGAAGUACUUUCAUUUACCCCGGCCAACAGCUGUGGAUACCGGUGGAAGGAGAAGGUCGGACAAAAGGCGGAACUGCCGAUGCACCGAGCCCGGUUACUUGUCACGAUCACGAGUCGCAGGAUGACCUGCCACCAGAAGAAAAAGAACUUUUGGACAACUUGAGGCCAGUGUCACCAAAAGUAAGCCAUGAAAGAGUGAAAACACCUCUUGGCGUCACAAAUACAGUUAUAGAGGAAGAAGAACAACCAUUUAAAGAGAGAUUUUUGAAAAUUAAUGUUCGUCAUAUCACAGAUGGUCAGGGUGUUGUUGGUGGAGUAUUGCUAGUUACACCAAAUGCAGUCAUGUUUGAUCCAAAUGUUUCCGAUCCUCUUGUAAUCGAACAUGGUGCUGAGUCUUACGGUGUAAUUGCACCAAUGGAAUUUGUGGUGAAUGCUGCAAUUUACUAUGAUAUUGCGCAUAUGCGUGUCGGACACACAAAAUCCGGAAACUUGGAUAAGAAGCCAGAAAUUUAUUACAUGAAGAAACCUUCACAAAGUGAAACUGUCAAGUGUCAGUCGCCAGAAAAGGAGGAGAAUUUUCCAGAAUUAACUGCAGACGAUGCUGAAAACGAGAGCUGUACCGAGAGAGAUGGAGAUGCUUUUCCAAAGGCCUUUGAGAGAGAUCUCGUUACUCCCACUAAUCUUCAAAAUGAGGACGAUACAACGACAACCAAAGAAAAGGAGAAGGAAAAAGAGAAGGAGAAGGAGACUAAAGAGGUGAGCAGUGGUCAAGCAAGUAGAACGUUAGAGGAACGUAGACGUUCUAUGCUUGAUCAUCACUGGCCAGUUCCUAGUAAAGAUCAGUAUCCAUGGCCUGUCGAGGAUGAACAACAAGAUUCUUUAAAUUCUGACAAAACGGAUUCCGCGAAGUCGAAGGUGAUUCCCGAAGGCGAAGAAGGAUCUCUAGUCAAACUGUCAUGCCACGACUCUGGUAUUGACAUACGUGACCCUAAUCCCCCUUUCCCAGUAGUUCAGCCCAACCCCACAAAGAAAGUUUAUUCAGACGCAGAUAUUGUCUUAUCUUCAGAUUGGGUCCCUCCUAUUACUAUUGCUCCGACGAACGUUACAACUGAUUCGCUAGAUAGUGGUUCUGCCGUUAAUGGUAGGAAGAAGGCGAGUUCAGUAUCAUUUAGCUUAGACAGUAAUAAUACGGAGGAACCUGAGAAAGAUGAGGAACAUAAAGACGAUGACAAACAAGAGACUCGCAGGAAUAAGAUGUUAAAACGAUUGUCAUAUCCUCUGUCGUGGGUGGAAGGGUUAACUGGCGAAAAGGAAGAUGAAAGUAAAUCUGGAUCUGAUAAAGUUCCGAGUCUUCCUAAUAGUGCGGAUUCUCAUCAUUCGUCAGUUUUCAGCAAAGUUUUCUCAAGCUCGCCGAUCAACCUGGUGAGUGACUUUAGCUCGGGCCUGUUUGCUAAAACUCCCAGCGAAGAGAGCGGUGGGGGCGGUAGAGCCGGAGGGACACCUCCGCUUACCGCCUCCUCUCUCUCCCAGGACUCCAGCAAUCCUCAGAUUUCACCUGGUCCAGGAGGGCUUAUGGGGCGGUCUUCCGUGGGCACGUUCAUCAGGCAGCAACCGUUGACGUCGUCAGGUAGCAGCAGCGUGGACAGUAGUCGAGGCAGCAAAACAUCGACCACCGCUCCACGAUUGGACUACCGUAGCAUGGUCUCUGUCGAAGAUAUGCCGGAGCUGUUCGUCAGUUUCGACAUCCAAGCACCUAAUUUUCCCGAACUCGAAGGCCUCGAGCUUAUACCACGACCAGCCCAUUCCUGCGAGGAUCCACCGCUGUACCUGAGACUGCGAACCGGAAGACCUAAAGACAAGAAGAUUCCACGAUCCACGCCUAUUAUGAGCUACGGCAAGAAGAAGCUACGGCCUGAAUACUGGUUCAGCAUACCACGCAACAGGGUGGAUGACCUGUACAGGUUCAUUCACGCGUGGGUGCCGUCGCUUUAUGGAGAACUGGACGAGAAUUAUUGGCGGGAACGCGGUUACAUACUGUUGGACACCGACACGGACCUGUCGCCGGAAUUAUCGCCGCACGAGGCUGGGAAAACUGGCGAGAUCACCGAGGAGGGGAAAUCCCGCAGCCAAGACAGCGACGAAAUUUCCGACCUGACGAGAGAAUCAUGGGAGCUGAUCAAGGCCCCCUACGUAAAGCUGUACAGCAUCCUGAAGACGUCGAGCACAUCGGCGGAUUCCGAGCAGAUCCAGGAUCCGGAGGUACCGAUCCCCCCAAAAUCCUCCGUUGUCAAUAUUACAAAAACUAUAGGAAUAACCCAGAGUUGCUCGAUGUUCACUAUGACAACAGAAAAAGAAAAAUAACGCACCUCUUAGAUC
This is a messenger RNA of Frieseomelitta varia, 2705 nucleotides long. Its product is annotated as nuclear receptor coactivator 7-like. Lineage: Eukaryota; Metazoa; Arthropoda; Insecta; Hymenoptera; Apidae. The coding region runs from base 18 to 2690 and encodes 890 amino acids. The record is from RefSeq and is a predicted model, not a curated record. The transcript is spliced from 15 exons.